AUGCCCGGCGGCAUCCCCUACAUCAUCUCUAACGAAGCCGCCGAGAGAUUUUCCUUCUACGGCAUGAAGGCCAUCCUCGUCAUCUUCAUGACCGAGAUCCUCUGGCUCAUGAACAGCACUCCUGGCACACCCAUGUCGCGUGCCGAAGCCAACGAGAUGAGCCACCUCUUCAUCGUCGCCGUUUACUUCACUCCCCUAGUAGGCGCCUUCAUCUCUGAUGCCUUCUUAGGGAAAUACCGCACCAUCAUCUACCUCUCCAUUGUUUACUGCCUCGGUCACGGAGCCCUGGCUCUCAUGGGAAUCCAAGGCGACGCCAAAUGGUGGAUGCUCGCUGGCCUCGGCUUGAUCGCCGUCGGCGCAGGCGGGAUUAAACCCUGCGUCUCUGCUCACGUCGGGGAUCAAUUCGGCGAGAAAAACUCACACCUUCUCACCAAAGUCUUCAACUUAUUCUACUUCUCCAUCAAUCUCGGAGCCUUCGUCUCCACUCUCCUGACACCUCUCAUCCUCGCCCAUUACGGACCUCACUGGGCCUUCGGCAUUCCCGGCGCCUUAAUGGCUCUGGCCACCCUCUUCUUCUGGAUGGGGCGCCAUAAAUUCAUCCACGUCCCUGCUGACAAAACGAGCUUCAUGCAAGAACUUCGUAGCCCCGAGGGGGUCGCAGCCCUAAAAAGACUCAUCCCACUCUUCGCCUUCGUUGCCAUUUUCUGGUCACUCUUUGACCAACACGCCACCUCUUGGGUUUUCCAAGCGCAAGACAUGGAUCGUCAAUUCCUUGGCAUCGAUUGGUAUGAAUCACAAAUCGCCGCCAUCAACCCCAUUCUCAUUCUCACCUUCGUUCCUCUCUUCACCCUUGUGAUUUAUCCCGCAGUGCAGAAAAGGCUCAACUUCACCCCUCUCAGAAAAAUUGGCACGGGACUUUUCAUGACCAUCUUUUCAUUCGUCCUCGUCGCCAUCAUCCAAGAAUGGAUCGAUGCAGGCCAGCGACCAAACAUCGGCUGGCAGCUCAUCGCUUUUGCCAUCCUCACCGCGGCAGAAGUCAUGGUCUCCGUCGUCUGUCUGGAAUUCGCUUACACUCAAUCGCCGAGGAAAAUGAAAUCCAUGAUCAUGGCAUUCUACCUACUCUCCGUCGCCGCCGGAAACCUAGUCACCGCCUCAGUCAACCACUUCAUCCAAAUCGAAAAUCCCGUCACGGAAGAAAAAAGUCUCGUGGUCGAAAAUGACACCAAAACCCAUCCCGGAUUUGACCAAAAAAUCGGCACCGAAGAUGACAUUCAAAUCAUUGAUAACAAAACCACCUCCUCAGCGGCAGCCGUGCUCGAUGAAGCGACAGCUUUACUCACAAAGCUCACCGAAGACUCCAAAGAAACCCUACCAGUUACCGAGAUCGGACAAACCACCAUCGGACACCUCAAUGACCCAUGGGGAAAUCCACUCAGAUACCGCCUCUUGAAUUCCGCAACAGCUCGUAUCUCCUCUGACGGACCAGACAAAUCUGAAAAAACAAAAUGGGACCUUGGCUACAAACUCACCAUCCCAGGGAAGGCCGAAAAAUCACACCGCCCGUGGGUCGAAAACCGUAAAAAAGAACUCGGCCUCCUCGAAGACGUCGCCGAAGAAAAAACGGAAGAAUUCGCCCUCUCCAAAGAGUCCUUCGCAGGUGGGCAGAUCAAACUCGAAGGCGCCGGCUACUUCUGGCUCUUCGCAGGCAUCAUGCUUGUCACCGCCAUUCUAUUCGUCCCCUACGCUCUUUCCUACAAAGGACAAACUUACCUCCAAGAAUAA
This is a messenger RNA of Nerophis lumbriciformis (worm pipefish), 1782 nucleotides long. The record is from RefSeq and is a predicted model, not a curated record. NCBI's taxonomy places the organism in Eukaryota, Metazoa, Chordata, Actinopteri, Syngnathiformes, Syngnathidae.